This is a messenger RNA of Herpailurus yagouaroundi (jaguarundi), 318 nucleotides long. RefSeq names its product translation machinery-associated protein 7. The record is from RefSeq and is a predicted model, not a curated record. The annotation marks the transcript as partial. NCBI's taxonomy places the organism in Eukaryota, Metazoa, Chordata, Mammalia, Carnivora, Felidae. The transcript has a single exon.
AGUGGUAAGAAGCCCCUCAAGCAGCCAAAUAAGCAGGCUAAGGAGAUAGAAGAGGAAGAUAAAGCAUUCAAGCAGAAACAGAAAGAGGAUCAGAAGAAACUUGAGUACCUAAAAGCACAGGUUGUAGGGAAAGGACGCCUGGCCACAGGUGGAAUUAAGAAAUCUGGCAAAAAGUAAGUUGUUCCUUGGCCUCAGGCAAUGGUGAUCUUUAAUUCCAUUCCUGUUUAAACAUCUGGAUUCCCUGUCAUAGCAUCUGUUGCCACCUAUAGCUAGAAUGAAGUGUUGUCUUAGUUGUACAUUUAAGAAUAAACUUUUGUA